GGCGGCCGAGGGGAGACGCUCGCGCGCCACGGGGUACGGAGGCUGAGCUCUGGGACCCUAGGGCGUCUGCAGGCGGGCGCCGCGGCCGAGGCACCCCCACAGCUCCGGGUUCCUGGAGGCUCGCACGGUAAAAAAAAAAGACAGCUGCAGCCAACUUGUGUGGGACUCCCUUGGCUCUUCUGGCCCAAGACGCUACCACUCCCUCUCCCUGGCAGGCUGUGUUCUGGGCCUCACCUAGACAGUCUGAGUAGGACCAAGCCAUCUCAUCCAUCACAGCCAUGAAUUUCCUCCGGCGGCGCCUCUCCGACAGCAGCUUUGUGGCCAACCUGCCUAACGGCUACAUGACAGACUUGCAGCGCCCAGACAGCUCCACCAGCUCCCCUGCUUCCCCGGCCACGGAGAGGAGGCACCCCCAGCCCCUGGCAGCCUCCUUCUCCUCUCCGGGAUCCAGCCUCUUUAGCUCCUUCUCCAGUGCCAUGAAGCAGACCUCACAGACCCCCUCGGGGCUGAUGGAGCCUCCGGGUCCCUCCACGCCUGUUGUUCAGAGGCCCAGGAUCCUGUUGGUGAUUGAUGAUGCCCACACGGACUGGGCCAAGUACUUCCAUGGAAAGAAGGUGAAUGGAGAGAUUGAGAUCCGAGUGGAACAGGCUGAAUUCUCAGAGUUGAAUCUAGCUGCCUAUGUUACUGGGGGCUGCAUGGUGGACAUGCAAGUCAUGAGAAAUGGGACCAAGGUUGUGAGCAGAUCCUUCAAGCCGGACUUCAUCCUUGUCCGCCAGCAUGCCUACAGCAUGGCCCUGGGCGAAGACUACCGCAGCCUGGUCAUUGGCCUCCAGUACGGAGGGCUGCCUGCCAUCAACUCCCUCUACUCUGUCUACAACUUCUGCAGCAAGCCCUGGGUGUUCUCUCAACUCAUUAAGAUCUUCCAUUCCCUGGGUCCUGAGAAGUUCCCGCUUGUGGAGCAAACAUUUUUCCCCAACCAUAAGCCAAUGCUCACAGCCCCACACUUCCCUGUGGUGGUCAAGCUGGGACACGCCCAUGCCGGAAUGGGAAAGAUCAAGGUAGAAAACCAGCACGACUACCAGGACAUCACCAGCAUGGUGGCUAUGGCCAAAACCUACGCCACCACCGAGGCCUUCAUCGACUCCAAGUAUGACAUCCGCAUCCAGAAAAUUGGAUCCAACUACAAAGCUUACAUGAGAACCUCCAUCUCUGGAAACUGGAAGGCCAACACAGGCUCUGCCAUGCUAGAGCAGGUGGCCAUGACAGAGAGGUACCGGCUGUGGGUGGACAGCUGCUCGGAGAUGUUUGGUGGCCUAGACAUCUGCGCUGUCAAGGCCGUCCACAGCAAGGAUGGCAGAGAUUACAUCAUUGAGGUGAUGGACAGCUCCAUGCCCCUGAUUGGAGAGCACGUGGAAGAGGACAAGCAGCUGAUGGCCGACCUCGUUGUCUCCAAAAUGAGCCAACUCCUGAUGUCAGGGGGCACAGUGCCCUCGCCCCUGAGGCCUUGGGCUCCUCAGACUAAACCAGCAAAAUCCCCCGGGCAAGCCCAGCUGGGGCCUCCGCUUGGCCAGCCCCAGCCACGGCCACCCACACAAGGGGCCCCUCGCCAAGCUCCGUCUCCUCAGCCCCCAAGGUCUGGAAGCCCCUCCCAACAGAGGCUCUCCCCACAAGGCCAGCAGCCCCUGAGCCCCCCAACUGGAUCUCCACAGCAGCAGAGGUCACCAGGCUCUCCACAGCUGUCCCGCGCGUCCGGAGGCAGCUCUCCAAACCAGGCCUCCAAGCCGGGCGCCACCCUUACCUCACAGCCCCGGCCCCCCGUGCAGGGCCGCAGCACCUCCCAACAGGGCGAAGAGUCCAAGAAGCCAGCAACACCCCACCCUCAUCUCAACAAAUCCCAGUCCCUGACUAACAGCCUCAGCUCGUCCGACACCUCCCAGCGUGGGACCCCAAGUGAAGACGAGGCCAAGGCCGAGACCAUCCGCAACCUGAGGAAGUCUUUUGCCAGCCUGUUCUCUGACUAA
This is a messenger RNA of Hippopotamus amphibius kiboko, 2021 nucleotides long. It is a transcript of the gene SYN3, whose product is annotated as synapsin III. Gene Ontology annotation, molecular function: ATP binding. Lineage: Eukaryota; Metazoa; Chordata; Mammalia; Artiodactyla; Hippopotamidae. Gene Ontology annotation, cellular component: synaptic vesicle membrane; synaptic vesicle. Bases 279 to 2021 code for a protein of 580 amino acids. The transcript is spliced from 15 exons. The record is from RefSeq and is a predicted model, not a curated record. Gene Ontology annotation, biological process: neurotransmitter secretion.